AACGAAAUAGAAGUCUCAUAUAUAAGGAUUUGAAAUAGACACGUAGAGGAUAGUUGGUAGAGUUACUGUGGUGUUAGUACUACAAUAUUGUCAGUAAUUUCUGAAGUCUGUGUGUCAAGUGUUGCCUUAAGGGAUAAGGUUGGAGGAUUGAUAAUCAUGAUUCUGAUCAAUCUAUUGCUCUUCAUCGGUCUCUUGGUUGGUAAUCAGUGUGCCUAUUCACCUCCUCGCUCUCCAGGCUCUUCAAUAGAUUAUGAAGAAUACUUUGCAUUUCCAUCCUCUCCACGAAUGAAUCCGUGGGAGGCAACAGAAAGACAAGGAUCGUCAUCAUCACAUCAACCGAGGUCACCACAACAUCCGAGUUCAUCACAACAACCGAGUUCAUCACAGCUACCGAGUUCAUCACAACUACCGAGUUCAUCACAACAACAGCCAAUGUCACUACCAGCACAACACCAGAGGUCACCGUCACCAUCACAGUGGUCACCACCACAACAGUGGUCACCACCACAACAGUGGUCACCACCACCACAACAGUGGUCACCACCACCUCAACAAUGGUCACCAUCAGUACAACAGUGGUCACCACUACCAGAACAGUGGUCACCCCCACAACAUCCGUUGUCUCCACCACCACAACAUCAGUCAUAUUAUCCACCACCACAAGAACAGUCGUAUCAACAACAACAACAACAACAACAACAACAACAACAACAACAACAACAACAACAACAACAACAACAACAACAACAACAACACCAACAACACCAACAACAACUACUACAACAAGAACACCAACAACUACUACAACAACAACACCAACAACAACAACUAUUACAACAACAACAGCAUCUACUACAACAACAACUACUACAACAACAACAACAACAACAGCAACACCAACAACAACUACUACAACAACAACUACUACAACAGCAACAACAACAACAACUACAACAACUACAACAACAGUGGUUACAGCAACAGUGGUUACAACAACAGUUUCAACCACCAACUUAUCAACAACAUCAACAGUGGAUACAACAACAACAACAACAACAACUGGAACAACAACAACUAGAACAACAACAAGCGCUGAAUUUUCGAAAGAUACCUCGAACUACAGAUAUGGAUGUAUUCUUGAUCAUGGAUGCUAACAGAGAUGAAAUAGUGACUAUAGCAGAAUACGCCCGUUUCUUGGACUUAGCUGCCACACAACAAAGAUCCAUUUUCAAUUAUCGCUACAUCAGGACACGCUUGAACAUGGCAUUCAAUGGAGGAAAACAAUAUAUAACGAGCGAUGAUAUUGUCGGGUAGGCUAUGCUUUAUGAAAUAUA
Nilaparvata lugens (brown planthopper) is the source of this 1334-nucleotide messenger RNA. RefSeq names its product putative mediator of RNA polymerase II transcription subunit 26. Lineage: Eukaryota; Metazoa; Arthropoda; Insecta; Hemiptera; Delphacidae. The transcript is spliced from 5 exons. Bases 157 to 1314 code for a protein of 385 amino acids. The record is from RefSeq and is a predicted model, not a curated record.